Pocillopora meandrina is the source of this 1621-nucleotide messenger RNA. The record is from the annotation of a GenBank genome assembly. Lineage: Eukaryota; Metazoa; Cnidaria; Anthozoa; Scleractinia; Pocilloporidae.
AUAGCAACUAACAAUGAGCCAAUCAGAAGGCAAUCAGACAUCUGUUGCAUAGCGCGGACAAAACAGUUUCAGACUGUUUAUAUCAGAGAGUUUUACGUUUGACUAUCAUUUUUGAAGACAAGGACUGUUAAGGUAAGUUCUUUCGCUUUGGUGUCCUCGAUUUUUCCGAGAAAUAUUCGUUUCUCGGCGAAUUAACGUCCUCCAACAGAGUGCAAUCAGAUUGCAUGAUCUCCAAUUUCCCCUAUCGUGACGGAGAUAUUGUACACGUUGCAAAUUUUGUUUCAAGCUUUUUUUUUUGCUUUUCUGUUGCACUAAAAUCACAUUUAAGCGAAUAUGAACAUCGUUUCAUUCCAUUAUUAGCUCUCUGUGUUCCUCACUAAGACUGCGGCUGAUUUAAAACCACAGAACGGCUACGAAACUCAAUUUUCUCUUUGGCACAAGAUUUCAUCUCGUGCUCAAGGCAACUUGCCAUCAAAUAUCAAAGAGAAGCCUUUUUUUCUUGUGGACACAAACCUUUUUCAACCAAAUUAUUAAAACAUUCUUGUCUCCUUGUAGGAUCGAACAAUAUGGCGUCUAUUGUGUCUCCUAUCGCACAACCAUCAGGACCAAAAUCAGUUUCUCGACCCAAGCGCUGGAGCGAGGAAGUGGAAGAAGGUAUCAGAUACUUCCUUUUCUUCUAUGAACCUCACAAUAUUUAUCAUAAAAUGGCUAACUAUCAUAAAAUUGUUUUCCACUAUGACUUCUGAAGCAUUCACUAACUUUCUUUGUGAAAUUUGCUUUUUACUAGCUUACAGAUUUCAGAUCGCUGGCUAUAGAGAUGUCCACGAAUACCGCGAUGUCAAACAAAAAGAACCUGUAAGUUCCUCGAGAUUUUAUUUACUUCAGGAGUGUGUAUUGUUUUACUUCCUAGUCAUGACCCUUAAGACUUCUUUUUUGCGAGGUUUGAAACAAUUUAUGCGCACAAAAGGAGACAGAAGAACCUUCGUAAAUGAAAUUACUGUGGUGUUUCCUACGUGAAUACAUGUAGGUAUAAUUCGGGUUAGGCGACCAAAAUCCGUUUUCACCUCUAAGCAACGAGCUUCAGACCCUCUUUCCGGCCCCAUCAGGUUGAAGUUCUGCUCAACCCUAAUCUUUUUUUAUCUACAAAAUAAAGCUUAUCGUUAAGAUAAUCGUAAUUGCUUGAUGAAUUUUGUCAGGCUGUGACCCUUCGUGAGCUUCCCCAUGCCCACUAGUUAUUUUGGGGUUAUUGAGACACGUACAACUGGUGCUCCAGAGUGCGUUUAAUCUCUCCUAUGAAAUUCCAAAAAAGCGAUUUCUAACGAUAUUCGUCUUUAAAAGAAAGGUACUGUGGACAAGUUAGGUUCAUGCUGUUUUUCUAAGGCUAUCGAUAGUUUACUCAGACCCAUAAUCUUCUUUGUAACAAACAGAUUAUAAAUUCAAAUGAUAAACUUAAGUUCUCUGAUAAUGAUUAUGAUCCUUGUGUUUCUUGACUUAGGAUCGCUGGCCUCAUAAUGGCUAUGUAAAGAAACUUCAGCGCAAAGAUGGCUGCUUCAUUUACUUCGAUAAGACCAGAGAAUGCACUGACAAAGAUGUUUACAAAUGCAAAUUGUAUGGAUAUUAA